AAAAAAUGAAACCGCGUAGCCUCGUCUCACAAUCUCCGACGAGCCUGAAGCUAACCACCGGCUGCGAAGCCCUCGACGCAUGUCUCCGCGGAGGAUUCCCCUGCAAUUCCCUAACAGAAAUCGUCGCGGAGAGCGGCUGCGGAAAAACACAGCUCUGCCUUCAGCUCUCACUCCGCGCCCAGCUCCCAAUCUCAAACGGCGGACUCAACGGCUCCUCUCUCUAUCUCCACUCCGAGCUCCCCUUCCCGUUUCGCCGUCUCCACCAGCUCUCUAAAUCGUUUCAUUUAUCAAACCCUAACAUCUACGCGGAUCACAACGAUAAUCCGUGCGAUCACGUGUUCGUGCAAAACGUACAUUCUGUAGACCACUUGCUCGACGUAAUGCCUAAGAUAGAUUCUUUCGUUAAAAGCUCUAGAACUAGGCUUCCUUUGAAGCUGAUUGUUCUUGAUUCCGUCGCGGCGUUGUUCAGGUCGGAGUUUGAGAACACUCCGGGUGAUCUAAGGAAGAGAUCUUCUUUGUUUUUCAAGGUGUCGGGGAAGUUGAAGCGGUUAGCGGAUAGGUUUGGUUUGGUUGUUGUGAUUACGAAUCAGGUGACGGAUUUUGUUGAGUCUUCUGAUGGGUUGAGUGGGUUGAGGAUUGGGAAUUUGAGGGGUUUGUAUUCGUCUGGGAGACGAGUUGUUCCGGCUUUGGGGUUGGCUUGGGCUAAUUGUGUGAACUCUAGGGUUUUUAUUUCGAGGAGUGGUGAUGGUAUCUGUGAAGAGAGAAGGGAGGAUGAUGAGAGUGGUUCGAGUUCUGUGGGUAGAAGAGAUAGGAGACGGUUUGAUAUUGUUUUUUCACCUUAUUUGCCUGCUUCUUCUUGUGAGUUUGUGAUCACAAGGGAGGGGAUUUGUGGAGUUGGGUGAUCCAUUGUUCUAUUCAGGGUAAGUUUUUAGUUGGAGCAUCAUGAGUUUUUGGACUUUUGAGUGAUGUUUAUGUAGAUUUUUCUAAGGGAGAUGGGUUGCAGCAAGUCAGGUUCUUUCAUAUUUAUCCUCUUGUGUAAAUUUUAUAUUUAAAAGUCUCAAUUUUGGGUUGUCUUUAUUUAUAAUGAUUCUAUAAACAGUUCCUCAUGCUAUUGCUUUCUGUAAGAAUCCUGUACAUUUGAUGAUAUUGAUAAUCAUUUGCUUUGGA
Eruca vesicaria subsp. sativa (arugula) is the source of this 1167-nucleotide messenger RNA. The record is from the annotation of a GenBank genome assembly. Lineage: Eukaryota; Viridiplantae; Streptophyta; Magnoliopsida; Brassicales; Brassicaceae.